GGGCGAUUAUUUAACUCAAAAUCAUGCAAUAUGAUAAUUGCAACAAAGCGAAAUAUACAAUUACAAUAUAUACAGGGACAGUCACCAGAGCCAAAGGUUCGAGAAUAUUUCUAUUACAUCGAUCAUGAAGGCUAUCUGUUUUUAGACGAUGCUAAAAUGAAAAACUUCACAUCCUGCUUCAAAGAAAAACAAUUUCUUAAAUUCUUUUUCAGCCGGUUGCGCUUUAAUCGGACCACGCGCUAUAAUACCGAUUUUCCUUACUUGUCCCUCUGCGGAAGAGAACGCAAUUUUGUGCGCUGCGACGAUUCGCCGAUUGUUUUCACACACUUAUUGCAGCAAGAUAAUGGCAGUGCUAACUUGGGCUAUGCUCAUGCAGCAGACGCCUUGACGGUUGAUUUUCAACCUCAAAAAAUCUACAUGAAUCCAGAAACAGGCCGUGUGUAUCAUCCAGCUUGGCCGCAGGUUGGUGGUAUUGGUCUUAUACGCUCAAAAUUAGCCAUUGAGAUGAGCCGUAGUUUUGAGUUUACCGGUGGCGAGGAUAAGCCGCCCACACAUUUUAACUGGAACAAUGCUCGCUUGGAACUUGACAACGAUUGGGUUAGAAGCACAGCCCGCUACGGAAUGAGUCCCGAUGCGGCGACAAAAAAACCUCUGGGUGAAGAAAACUGAUUUCAACAAUAUGCUUAAUAAAAUACAUAUGUAUUCAUUUUUGUAAAGCA
Molecule: messenger RNA, 719 nt
Organism: Scaptodrosophila lebanonensis
Lineage: Eukaryota; Metazoa; Arthropoda; Insecta; Diptera; Drosophilidae
Product: UPF0598 protein CG30010
Exons: 2
Coding region: 31-669 (212 amino acids)
Source: RefSeq, a predicted model, not a curated record